This is a messenger RNA of Penicillium mononematosum, 1515 nucleotides long. Its product is annotated as MFS transporter. Gene Ontology annotation, molecular function: transmembrane transporter activity. Bases 1 to 1515 code for a protein of 504 amino acids. Gene Ontology annotation, cellular component: membrane. Gene Ontology annotation, biological process: transmembrane transport. The transcript has 2 exons. Lineage: Eukaryota; Fungi; Ascomycota; Eurotiomycetes; Eurotiales; Aspergillaceae. The record is from RefSeq and is a predicted model, not a curated record.
AUGAACAACCAUAAUGAAUCCAGUGCCUCCGAGAGAUCACCCCUCCUCCAAGAUAGCAUUAAUGUCGAUGUAGACGUGUCGCUUCCUCUGGAAAUACCACACACCUUACCACCCAGGCUCAAGCGUCGAGUCAUCCUGCUUCUGUAUAGCUUUGCGUUCUUUAUGAUGCUUGGAGACAAUCUACAGCCAGCAGCACUUAUUCAAAUAUUUGAAAAUGUUAUCUGUGAUGACUACUACAGCAUGCACGCCCUGCCUUCAGCAUUGGAUAUCACCGCUUCUCCAACAUCUCAGCUAGCUGAUCGAUGCAAGGCACAAGCUGUGCAGAAAGAAGUUGCGCUGGUGCGCGGCUUCCACCAACUAGUUCCCGUCUUCGCGGCCGUGCUGUGCACUGUGCCGUAUGGCCUUCUGGCGGAGCGCGUUGGGCGGAAGCGUGUACUCUUCCUGAGCGGCGCUGGGGUUCUCGCCGCGCUUUCCUGGGUGCUGGCUGUCUGCUACUGGCGAUUUGUUUCGAUUCGUUGGGUCUGGCUCUCUGGCGCUUUUCUCUUUAUCGGUGGCGGUGAUGCGGUCACCUCCAGUGUCGUUCAUAUUAUGGUUACUGAUGCCACUGUCCCGGCCGAACGCGCGCAAAUCUUCCUAUUUCUCCACGCGGCGGAUGUGAUUUCAGGCUUCCUAGGGCCAGCUCUCAGCGCCGCAUUGAUGGAGAAAGGAUAUACCUGGACUGUCUUGCUACUUGCUGAGGGCGUACUGUGCUCUGGCAUCAUUCUGCUUACGCAAUUCAUUCCAGAAACGCUGAACUUAAAGGAGAAGUUGACCUUUGACACGAUGUCCCCGCAAGUUGGACAGUCAUGUCCACGGCGCUUGGAAUUGGAAUUGUCAAGCUCGACCAAAGCAGCAACCAAUUUUUUCGCCCAAAUUUCUGCCUUACUGGCCCCUCUACUUGGUGUGCUGACAUCCAACCCACAAGCCCUGUUACUGCUCUGCAUUUUCGCGCCUCAAACUGCUGCCCGGGACCUCUUCACUAUGAUCGGCCUGCAAUACUCCAGUGCCAAAUACUCUCUCCCCUACAGCCGAGGAAACGUGCUUCUAUCCGUUUUUCAAGGCGCCCAGGGUCUGUGUGUCCUCGUGCUACUUCCCUUAAUAACCCACUUCAUCGCCGACCGACGGGGAUGGACCGCCUGGGCUCCUGUUGCACCAGCUUUGGCGAUUGAGGCCACAGGGCUGCUGCUCGUGGCGGUUGGCAGCUGUACAACAGGGUUUCUGAUGAGUUUGUUAGGCGCAGCUGUGCAGCCGGGUGAGGUGAGCGCAGUGUAUAGCGCGGCGCUGAUGCUCAGCAUUGUGGUACGGAGUCUUAUGGGACCAGUGGCUAGUAUGCUGUUUGUGAAGGGCCUGGAGCUGGGGUGGCAUUGGAUGGGCCUGCCAUUCGCAGCAGCGGCCGUGCUGAUGACAGGCAUGGCUAUAGCGAGCGGCUUCAUCUGUUUAGAGAAGAAGGAUCCUGUCGAAGUGCACUCUUGUUAA